GUGAUAAUACUGAGCGUUCGUUCAUGCAACGGUUUUACUUUAUGCACAGUAUUUUUGUUUGUUAAAAUUUUAUUACUUUAUGUUAGCGAAAAAACAUGAAUAUUGAAAAUGAAAUGAUUUUUGUGAUAUUGCGAGAAUUUGUAGCAUCUUCGAGUAGUGAGAGUGAAUCAGAGUCUGAUGAUGAAAAUAAUCGUUGUUGUAUUGAGUGUGCCAGAAUUCCUAAGAUACAAAAUUAUAUUGAAGACGUAGUUUCAAUAUACAAUGAGCUACAAUUCAAGGAGACUUUCAGGUAUAUAUUUUCUAAACUAUGAUUUUACAUAUAUUCUUAACCUCACACACAAAAAUUUUUUUUUUGUAGAUUGAGGAGGGGUACAUUUCAAUAUGUGUUGAAUCUAAUUAGAGCUGGUUUAGAAAGUUAUCAUGGUAGAAUGACGAUUGACCCAGAAAAACAAUUGUACGUAGCGUUAUAUGUACUUGGAACACCUGUUUCAUACAGGUCUAUAACAACCAAAUUUGGAGUUGGAAAAGCUACUGCAUGGCGAGCUGUAUUAAGAGUUGUUAAAGCUCUUUGUAAAUUACGAUCCUAUUUCAUUCAGUGGCCAAAUGAACUACAAUGCCAGGAAACUGCUGAAAGCCUUGAGGAGAAUUAUGGAUUUCCUGGAGUGAUAGGUGCGGUUGAUGGAACUCAUAUAAAUAUAGCUGCUCCUAAAGAAGAUCAUGCUAGUUACAUUAACCGCAAAGGUGUACAUUCAACUCAAUUGCAAGUUGUGUGCAAUCACAAGUUAGAAUUUAUUCAUUGUUUUGCUGGAUUACCAGGAUGUGUUCAUGACAUGCGGGUGUUCCAGUACUCAGGA
Molecule: messenger RNA, 854 nt
Organism: Belonocnema kinseyi
Lineage: Eukaryota; Metazoa; Arthropoda; Insecta; Hymenoptera; Cynipidae
Product: putative nuclease HARBI1
Exons: 3
Source: RefSeq, a predicted model, not a curated record